Messenger RNA from Sorex fumeus (smoky shrew), 992 nucleotides. RefSeq names its product RWD domain containing 2A (gene RWDD2A). Lineage: Eukaryota; Metazoa; Chordata; Mammalia; Eulipotyphla; Soricidae. Gene Ontology annotation, molecular function: protein binding. The record is from RefSeq and is a predicted model, not a curated record. The transcript is spliced from 2 exons. The coding region runs from base 46 to 924 and encodes 292 amino acids.
UCCCGGGCCUUUCCGGGUUUGCUGGCAAGUUGACUUGGAGGCGUCAUGUCCGCGUCAAUGAAGGAAUGCCUUCAGCUUCAGCUGCUGGAGAUGGAAAUGCUGUUUUCCAUGUUUCCUAAUCACGGAGAAGUGAAACUUGAAGACGUAAAUGCCCUGACGAUCAUAAAGCGGUAUUUGGAAGGCACAAGGGAGGCACUCCCACCGAAAAUCGAAUUUGUGAUAACCCUGCAGCUUGAGGAGCCCAAGGUGAAAAUUGAUUUGCAAGUGACCAUGCCUCACAGCUACCCACACGUAGCCCUGCAGCUGUUUGGACGAUCAUCCGAGCUCGACAGACAACAGCAGCUGCUUCUCAACAAAAGCCUCACUUCUUACAUAGGAAUGUUUGAUCCAGGUGAGCUGUGCGUGUGUGCCGCCAUCCAGUGGCUGCAAGAUAACAGCGCCUCCUACUUCCUGAGCAAAAAGAUCGCUGACGAACCGUCCGCACGAGCAAAACCCGUCAAGAACACAUUUCUCCGCAUGUGGAUCUACAGUCACCAUAUAUACCAGCAGGACUUAAGGAAAAAGAUCCUGGAAAUUGGCAAAAGGCUAGACGUGACUGGAUUCUGCAUGACGGGAAAGCCUGGUAUCAUCUGCGUGGAGGGCUUCAAAGAUCACUGUGAGGAAUUCUGGCACGCAAUCAGGUAUCCCAACUGGAAACACAUAUCGUGUAAACAUGCCGAGAGUAUAGAAACGGAAGGAAAUGGGGACGAUCUGCGCUUGUUCCAUUCUUUUGAAGAAUUACUCCUGGAAGCCCACGGGGACUAUGGAUUGAGAAAUGACUACCACAUGAAUCUGGGCCAGUUCUUGGAAUUUCUGAGGAAACAUAAAAGUGAGCACGUUUUCCAGAUAUUAUUUGGCAUUGAAAGCAAAAGCUCAGACUCGUAGGAAGCUAUUAAGAUCCCUCUGCUUGUAACAUCAUUAAACUAGUGUUUCUGUUUAUAAUAAGACAAAAA